Messenger RNA from Eubalaena glacialis (North Atlantic right whale), 981 nucleotides. It is a transcript of the gene ZPBP2, whose product is annotated as zona pellucida binding protein 2. NCBI's taxonomy places the organism in Eukaryota, Metazoa, Chordata, Mammalia, Artiodactyla, Balaenidae. Gene Ontology annotation, biological process: acrosome assembly; binding of sperm to zona pellucida. Gene Ontology annotation, cellular component: zona pellucida receptor complex; extracellular region; acrosomal vesicle. The coding region runs from base 1 to 981 and encodes 326 amino acids. The transcript is spliced from 8 exons. The record is from RefSeq and is a predicted model, not a curated record.
AUGCGAGCGUGGGUCCUACUCUCCGCGGUGCUCUGGUACCUCACAGGAGUUGGAUGGCAGCGUAAUUCUGAGCGCACUGAGAAAGGCUUCAUUUAUGGCAAGCCGGGACACCCAGUGAAAGUAUAUGUAAAUUUACAUCACAGUAGCCCAAUCCUUGUCUGUAUGGAUUUGAAACUCGCUGAAAAAGAAACAGUGGACCCCACCUACUUAUGGGUUGGGCCUAAUGAAAAGCCAUUAACAGGAAAUAAUAGAAUAAAUAUAACUAAAACAGGAAAGCUGAUGGUGAAAGACUUUCUGGAGCCUUUGUCUGGACUUUACACAUGCACUCUUUCUUAUAAGACUGUCAAAGCAGAAACCCAAGAAGAAAAGGUAGUAAAGCAGAGAUAUGACUUUAUGAUCUUUGCCUACCGGGAACCUGACUAUUCAUAUCAGAUGGCUGUACGUUUUACCACAAAAUCUUGUGUAGGAAAGUAUAAUGAUCUGCUUUUUAGAAUGCUGAAGAAAAUCUUGGAUAAUUUAAUCUCUGAUUUGUCAUGCCAUGUCAUAGAACCAUCAUAUAAAUGCCAUUUUGUUAAAGUCCCAAAACAUGGCCUCAUUCCUGAGCUAUUUAUAGCCUUUCAAGUUAAUCCUUUUGCACCAGGGUGGAAAGGUAAAUGCAAUGAGUCUGUUGACUGUGAAGAUACCACUAACCAUAAUAUCCUCCAGGCAAGAAAUCGAAUAGAAGAAUUUUUCCGGAGCCAAGCAUAUAUUUUCAACCAUGACUUUAAUAAAACUCUACCAGCUAUGCAUUUUGUGGACCACAGUUUUCUGAUAGUACGAAUAGAUAGCUGUCGUCCAGGCUUUGGAAAAAAUGAAGGUCUCCACAGCAAUUGCGCUACCUGUUGUGUGGUUUGUGGUCCUGGGACUUUUAGUCCUGAUGUUGAUGUUACAUGUCAGACCUGCGUUUCUAUCCAAAUCUACGGAGCUAAAUCUUGCCCAUAA